AGUCACUACUCACUAGUGUCACUGUCAAUCGUAGCAUUCUUUUCAAUUGUGACCCUCGCGAAAUAUUGGGGGUGAUAAGACUCAAUCAUGGGUCGUGUAAUUCGUGCCCAACGUAAAGGUGCCGGUUCGGUGUUCGUAUCACAUACGAAGAAAAGGAAAGGAGCACCUAAACUUCGUUCCUUGGAUUACGCAGAGCGACAUGGAUACAUCAAAGGAGUCGUAAAGGACAUCAUCCAUGACCCUGGUAGAGGAGCUCCUCUGGCAGUGGUCCACUUCCGUGACCCGUACAAGUUCAAGACACGCAAGGAGCUGUUCAUUGCCCCUGAAGGUCUAUACACAGGUCAAUUUGUAUACUGUGGAAAGAAAGCCACCCUUGAAGUUGGAAAUGUUAUGCCCGUUGGUGCUAUGCCUGAAGGUACAAUUGUUUGCAACCUCGAAGAGAAGAUGGGUGACAGGGGCCGGCUUGCCCGUGCCUCUGGCAACUUUGCCACCGUGAUUGGCCACAACCCAGACGCCAAGAGGACCAGAGUAAAGCUGCCCUCCGGUGCCAAGAAAGUUCUGCCCUCGAGCAACAGAGGAAUGGUCGGUAUUGUCGCUGGCGGUGGUCGUGUUGACAAACCCAUCUUGAAGGCUGGUCGUGCCUACCACAAGUACAAGGUCAAGCGUAACUGCUGGCCAUAUGUACGAGGUGUUGCCAUGAACCCCGUUGAGCAUCCUCACGGUGGUGGUAACCAUCAACACAUAGGUAAGGCGUCUACUGUCAAGAGAGGUACAUCUGCUGGUCGCAAGGUCGGUCUUAUUGCUGCGCGCAGAACCGGUAGGAUUCGUGGUGGAAAGACUGAGGCAAAGAAGGAGGCGUAAAAUGUAUCUUGUGACAAAUAAAAAAUGUAAAAUCUUA
Messenger RNA from Aricia agestis (brown argus), 898 nucleotides. It is a transcript of the gene RpL8, whose product is annotated as 60S ribosomal protein L8. The transcript has 6 exons. Gene Ontology annotation, cellular component: ribosome; cytosolic large ribosomal subunit. Bases 88 to 861 code for a protein of 257 amino acids. Lineage: Eukaryota; Metazoa; Arthropoda; Insecta; Lepidoptera; Lycaenidae. Gene Ontology annotation, biological process: cytoplasmic translation. The record is from RefSeq and is a predicted model, not a curated record. Gene Ontology annotation, molecular function: RNA binding; structural constituent of ribosome.